AACCAGUUUAAACGUUUCUUGAACUAUCUUUAUUUUUUUUCUCCCACAUCUUUUUGCUACAAUUUUACCAAAAAAAAUAGAUAUAGUUUUUAAACAGAAGGCCACACCAAAGAAAUAUAAAUGGAAUGUUCAAAGCAUUUUGUAAAUAAAAGACGUAUUACGUUGUCAAAUUCCGUCACAUUACAUUCGAGAAUUAGAAACAAAACGAAAAUUAUGUCACAAAAAUAGUUCAGAUGAGAUAGAAUUGAUUUGCGUUUGUACGUAUACUGGUUAAUCCGAGAGUAAUAGCAAUGCGUGUACCCAAAGGGCCAUUCAAUUUCUCGUUGGUAAAACUUGAUUUUUGGCACAGAAAAUGUCAAUAUUUUCAUCUAUUCAACACUUAACUCACUUUAGAGUUUCCAAUUUUGGAUAUUGUUUGGAUAUAUAUAUAUAUUUCAUUUUUUUUAUUUUCAUUUUGUUAUAUUUCUAUCUUGACGGGUAUUUCCGUACCGUCCUUUUUUUUCUCUUCCUGUGUCUCAUUUUUUCACCAGACACUAGCUCAGCCUAUUCUAGCCAAACACUAGGUCGAACACAACAAACAAUACUCCACCUCAUGGCACACCAUAUAAGGCGUUAAUGUUCUACGUCUUAAUUUUAAUUGUGAGUUAUCUGCGUAUAACUCUGAACAUAUUUUUGCCAAGCGAUAGGUGAUUCUCUUUCUAAAAGAUUAUCUCUUCGUAUGGUGAUUAAUCCUUGCCUUUAUUCGGCAACGAGAAAAAGAAGUAACGCUUUACCGGAGACGUUUUCGUUGAAGCUCAUAUUGGCGGAAUCCAAGGGCAAAAAAAUAAGUAAUUAUUUAUGACUAAUUAUUUUUGAGAUUUUUAACGCUAACAGUUGUAAAGCAAAUUAUAUUGUCUUAAGCUGAAAACGAUCAUGUGAGAAUGGUGCAUGCGCAAAUCAACGAAGAUGUGAGAAACAUAACUAGUGCCGCAAUGAACAUGUUCAACGAUACAAAUAUAGUACUAGUACAAUCAAAUCUUCUGAAGUAUGAAGAUUCAUCAGCAACAAGAGGCGUGUCGUUUUGGAAAUGCAAUUCACGGAAGUAUUCUGCGUGUCAACAAUCUUUGAACGCUCACACAGUACCUUACACAGCUGCAACGCCACAGCCAGAUGACAUCUUAAUGAAACUGGAAGAAAUAAAGGCGUCUAUAAAGUCCAUGGUGGCUGUAGAGUGUCGCAGUGGUAGAAGCGUUGAAGAGAUCAUAACAAAUGCACAGAAUAAAAGCCCCCUUUGGUUGAUGCGUUUCAAUGUCUCAUUUGCAACGAUUUUUCUACACCACCAACCAAUUUAUCGUCUUGCUGCAGGCAAAUUCUCGGUUGUGCGAGCUGCAUUUUACAAUGGGCAGUAAACGAGGAGCGGUGCCCACACUGUUGUUCCAUUGAUAUGAACGCUUAUACUGUGGAAAGAUUAAAUUGUAUUUUAGAAGUCCUUAAAAAUAUUAUAUUUAAUAACUGAAAAUCUGUUGUUUUUACUUAAUGUUAAAAUGUCAUAGGUAAUAAAAACACGUUUUGCAUCUAAGAACAAGCGAUAAAAAAACAUAAUAGUUACUUCUUUAUUGGUCGAAAAAGGGGGCCAGAUAUUUGCCACUUUGAUAGCACAUUCGAAAUAAUUCAGUCGGGCUUCUGCGGCAUGCCUUUUCAUUAUGUCGCAGAGAAAACAUUUAUACAGCUAAAAAAUAUUUGUUACAUUAAAAUAUGCCUAACCAAACAGACGUCUGGAAAUUUUAAGGUUGGUUUCGAGACUUCCAUUUAAUUUGCAAGUACUUUAACCCUAUUCGGUCCGGGGUUUUUCGAACAUACCGGGGUGCGGAAUCCGCCCCCCCCCCCUCAAUAACUUUUCAUAUGCUUGUCCAAAUUGAAUCAAACUUGGCACACCUAUAGUACGUCACAAAAACAAAAUGUCAGCAAUAAAUUUUUGCUUACGUCAUCACAUUUUGUAUGAAGUCAUCAAAAGCUUGAAAUUUGUUCAAAAUGCCACUAUCUGCUUAAAAUUCAAUUACUUUAGUUCUAGAACGAAUUUUUACAUUCUGUUUGAAAUUUCUGAAAGCUAAAUAAAUUUAACAUAUUUUCCGGUUUUCACACAGAUCGUAUGAAAAAUUGCCAAAUAUUGCCCGAAAAUUCGGUUUUUAUCGAUUUUCGGAUAAAAUCCGAAAAAAUUGGGAAAUCGGAUUAACCACGUGACCAAAACAUGCAAAAUGAUUCUUCUUGAUGAAACAAAGUCGUGUUGUAAGUUUCAAGUUCUAAACAUAAUCCUAACAAAAAUUAUUAUAUUUUUCCUAUUAUAAGGGUUUCAUAGAGAUUUUUAGGGGUAGUUUCGAGUAAUAGCUAAUAUCAAAGCCUCUGAAAGGUAUGGGACCAAAAAUUUUGUAUGCAGGU
Messenger RNA from Hydractinia symbiolongicarpus, 2415 nucleotides. RefSeq lists its product as uncharacterized. The record is from RefSeq and is a predicted model, not a curated record. Lineage: Eukaryota; Metazoa; Cnidaria; Hydrozoa; Anthoathecata; Hydractiniidae. Bases 921 to 1388 code for a protein of 155 amino acids. The transcript is spliced from 3 exons.